Molecule: messenger RNA, 384 nt
Organism: Metarhizium album ARSEF 1941
Lineage: Eukaryota; Fungi; Ascomycota; Sordariomycetes; Hypocreales; Clavicipitaceae
Product: ATPase, F0 complex, subunit J
Exons: 4
Coding region: 1-384 (127 amino acids)
Biological process (GO): proton motive force-driven ATP synthesis
Molecular function (GO): proton transmembrane transporter activity
Source: RefSeq, a predicted model, not a curated record
AUGGUCCGCAGCUCCAACGCAGCCAGCCCGUCGCUGCCUGAGGCUGAAACUCGUCGGCUCAAACCGCCAGACGGAGCUUCUGCUGGAUCGGCCAUCGAAAAAGGCUCGCUCCACGACUUCACCGCGAGGCACUCUAUCCAACACAUCCAAGCCACCGUUCCCAUCCCUCGAGAUACCCACGAAGACCAGACCGCAAUCAUGUCUUGGCUCGGCGUCGCUCCCUUCAAGAAGUUCCCGGCUCCUUUCCUAAAACCGAUGUGGCCUUUCUUUGCUGCCGGUCUGGUCAUUGCCUACGGUGUCAACUCUGCCCAGAACGCCAUGAUGGCCUCCGAUGAGUGGAAGAACGACCCUCGCAACCCCAAGGCCAAGUCGGGCGGUCACUAA